AAGCCAAUCCCUCCAAUUCUUCCACCCCAGGAAUCAGUCACGUUCCUGAAGCUGACUAUCUCGCCCUCGAGACUAACCACGUUGCCCAAGAGAACAAUCAUCUACUCUCCAUGAGGCCCAAGAACGACCUUUCCAAGGAAAUUGCCUCAGUCACAAAGAUCUACACAGAAGACCAGAAAUAUAGCGGUACGGACAACAGCAGCCUUGACUUCAAACUCAACAUCUUUUAUGACAUUUGCUCUAGAGCUGGCCUACCACUACAUGGCUACAAAGCUGCAUUGCCAACAAUGCUCAAGGGAGUUGCUGAAGACCACUAUUACAGCAGUGGAUUAUCAUCAAAGACAUUUCAAGAAGCAUGCCAUCACUUACGCCAGUUCUUUGAAGGACCUGAGUUCUACCGGCAGAACUUGACUAAGUGGAACGCUAUCUCACUGCAGAAGGUUAUGAAUGAUAACUCUGAAAGAUCAAUCUCAAUCUACCAAGGCUUUCAGCUCCUACUCAGUAACCUCCUAAAACAACGCCACGGCCUCCACCCUGAACUCCGAAGCAACAUGAAUCUGAUUAACAAGCUUAUUACAGCUUGCCAGGGAGUACCAGCCUGCCGCAUGGCCGUUGCUGAUCCACCUGAAGACCUAGCAGUACUAAUCAACAAACUGCAAUCCUCAAUCAGCACUUGGGAGAAGGAGAACCCACAAAGACACGGAAUUUCUCAUACAGAUACCCGAGAAGAAGUCUUCUACACUGAUAGAAGGUACUAUAACCAGAACAGGAACUACAACCAAGGCAAAAGAGACCCAGCGGGCAAGUGUUAUGUCUGCCAAAAAUCAACCUGCCGCUCCUGGAGACACACUGAGGAAGAACAAAGGCAAUCCAAAGAGAAAUAUCGACAGCGUUUUAACAAUGACAAAGGAAUGAAUGGCGACUUCAGCAGGCGAUACAGGCAGUAUAUGAUAUAUUGUGAAGGAAAUACCAAUGAAGAGGAAGCAGAGGCUUUUGAAGCACUCGUAACUGAUACCCGAACUUUUGAUCCCGGAACCGAAACAGACCUUAAUGAAGAAGAAUACGACCUUAUUGACACAUUUGUUACUUCAUUCGGCUCAAUUACUACUGAACAAGCAAUGAUCACAACUUCUGAACUUGCCAAUCGAUCCUUCACCCAUUGUAUCAACGAUCAAAAGUUUUCGAACCCGAUAGUUGACACCGACCCAUUCAGCUAUAACGCCACUACCACUUCCGCGAGCGAUACCCGGUACAACUCUGAGAUCUUUAUGGGAAUAAUGAUUGAUACUGGUGCCUCCAGCAAGUCUACAGCUGGAUAUGGCCAAUUCCAGGCACUUCAAAACACAGAAAACAUCACAUUAGAUACCUCUACGGCUGGCCAGGUAAACGUCCAAUUUGGCAUUGGAAUAACCUCAUCAAUUGGCUCCGCAAAAGUUUCAACCCCAAUUGGCAACAUCCAAUUCCAUAUUGUCAACGCUGAUACCCCAUUUCUGCUAUGCCUAGCAGAUAUGGACAAUCUCGGAAUAUACUACAACAACCUCAAGAACGUUAUCGUGACUCCGAAACCUGCAACGCCCUUCAACUCCGCUACUAAAUCAUUGGUUGAGAUCCCUGUUAUUCGCCGAUUCGGCCACCCAUUUCUGCUAUGGAAUUCUGCUCUGUCUUCAUACCUUACCUCUUCAUUCGAUAUGAAUCCUUGUUUCCUGACAGACGUUGAGCUACGGAGAUUACAUCGCCGUUUCGGACAUCCAUCUGUUGAUAGACUUCAGACGCUUUUAAGAAGUGCUGGUCAUGAGCCAAAUACAGCCGCAUUAGAACAUCUCACUAAGUUCUGCCACUAUUGUCAGAAGUUUGGUAAAUCCCCUGGUCGAUUCCGAUUUAACCUCAAGGAUGAGGCACAUUUUAACUUCAACAUUAUUGUCGAUAUCAUGUAUAUUGACAAUAUGCCUCUCCUUCACGUUGUUGAUGAAGCAACUCGCUUCCAAUCCGGCAGAUG
Molecule: messenger RNA, 1996 nt
Organism: Aspergillus affinis
Lineage: Eukaryota; Fungi; Ascomycota; Eurotiomycetes; Eurotiales; Aspergillaceae
Product: GAG-pre-integrase domain-containing protein
Exons: 1
Source: RefSeq, a predicted model, not a curated record